Molecule: messenger RNA, 773 nt
Organism: Ectocarpus sp. CCAP 1310/34
Lineage: Eukaryota; Phaeophyceae; Ectocarpales; Ectocarpaceae
Source: the annotation of a GenBank genome assembly
GUGCAACGGGAGAGCAGCGGCGUGGGGGGGGCGGCCGCCGGCCCUACAGGCGCCAAGGGAGCCGCUGCUGACGCGAAGAGGAGAGAGGAAUCCAAACGCAGAGCGAGGGAGGACAACGCCCACCUCAAGGCCAAGAAAAAGGAGGCUAAGAACGCCGUCAGCGUGCAAGAGACGGCCGCGGUUGCCAUGCACUCAGUGGCGUCUGGACUUGGACUGCCCCCCGGCGGAUUAAGCGAGCUAUUUCGGCCAGCGUCCGAACCCGCCCCCGCCGCAGCACCUUCCCCGCAGAACAUUGUAGAUGAAAAGACCGCAAAAUUGAGGUUUUUCGACACAUUGUUCGAAUCUUUCCAAGCCGCCACGAAAAAUCUCAAACAAGCCAAAGCAGAGGCGGCAGGCGGCGACAGCGCGGCGCUAGAAAUGGUCGGGUUUCUGGAAAAAAAUAUUGCGAAGAUUAGAACCGAGAUGGCUGAAUGGGACAAGAGUCCCCUUUGAGGGACAGCCCGCGGUCCCUCCCCGAUUCCACAUGUGCAAGAGCGAUCGAUUGUGUUUUAGUGGCGGUUGGUGUAAGAUCGUUCGUGUGUGGGCGGGGGAGGGAGAGGGCAGAUCACUUUCACUUGCCGUACCGUUUGUCUUUUGUCGGGUGGGUGUUUGACGAGUGCGCCACGUGUUGCACACGCAUGGAGAACGCGCAGCGCACGCUCGAAGUUCGAUGUUUUUUUUAGCCACACACGUACAGCAGUACCGCUUGUCUUUUUUUUUGGUGGUGUUUUUUU